AUGACAUCAGCCACGAAGCCGAAAAUCCUUCUCCUGGGAGAAAUCGACCAUGCUCAUGACGCAUGGCAAGGUCUUUCCAAUAUCGGAGAACUUGUAACCCCCAAGGCUACGAAUCGAGCAGAGUUCCUUCAGGAAUGCCGUGACGGCAAACUUGACGGGGUGCGCGUGGCAUAUCGGACUUUCUCGUCCGCCUCGAUUACCGGCUUGAUUGACCAGGAGAUCGUGGAUGCAUUGCCCAAGUCUAUGGAAUUCCUGGCCCACUGCGGCUCUGGAUAUGAUCAAGUAGAUGUUGCUGCCUGCAGUGCUCGAUCACCACCGCUGCGGGUCUCCAAUGUGCCUACCGCUGUAGACGAAUCUACGGCUGAUGUGAGCAUGUUCUUAAUCAUCGGUGCUCUUCGCAAUUUCAACGCCGGUAUGCAGAAUCUGCGUGAAGGUAAAUGGAAAGGCUCCCCUCAGCCAAUUGCUCUAGGACAUGAUCCCCAGGGGAAGGUACUGGGCGUCCUUGGAAUGGGGGGGAUCGGACGUAAUCUAAAGAAGAAAGCUGAAGCGUUUGGAAUGACUGUGAUUUAUCAUAAUCGAAGGGAGCUUAGUGUUGAAUUGGCUGGUGGAGCGAAAUAUGUGUCCUUUGAUGAACUGUUGGCUCAAAGCGAUGUUAUUUCCUUGAACUUGCCCUUGAAUAAAAACACUAGGCACAUUAUCAGCCACGCGGAAUUCGCCAAGAUGAAAACUGGCGUCAUCGUUGUGAAUACAGCCCGUGGCCCCGUCCUAGACGAAGAAGCUCUUGUUAUGGCACUCGAUAGCGGAAAAGUUGCUUCCGCAGGGCUCGACGUUUUUGAAAACGAGCCUGAAAUCCACCCGGGAUUGAUCCGGAAUCCAAACGUUAUAUUGGUUCCGCAUAUGGGGACUUGGAGCGUUGAAACCCAGACCGGAAUGGAGGAAUGGGCAAUCAGCAAUGUUAGACAGGCGGUUGAGGCGGGGAAACUUAGGUCUCCUGUGCCUGAACAGGCGCAGCUAUAG
Messenger RNA from Arthroderma uncinatum, 1017 nucleotides. RefSeq names its product 2-ketogluconate reductase. The record is from RefSeq and is a predicted model, not a curated record. The transcript is spliced from 5 exons. Gene Ontology annotation, cellular component: cytosol. NCBI's taxonomy places the organism in Eukaryota, Fungi, Ascomycota, Eurotiomycetes, Onygenales, Arthrodermataceae. Gene Ontology annotation, molecular function: glyoxylate reductase (NADPH) activity; NAD binding; hydroxypyruvate reductase [NAD(P)H] activity. The coding region runs from base 1 to 1017 and encodes 338 amino acids.